AUGACAGCCUCCAUUGAAAUACUGCAGUCCGAUUAUAAUUUGAACUUUCAACCUGGGGACUCAUCCCUCCAUGAGCGACUGUCCGACUUUCUUAAGACCAAGGCGAAUCUGGUGGAGGAGAGGAAGUGGAUGAUACACCUAGGAACCCAUACCAUCAUCGUCCGGGACCAACUUACCAAGGUGUUCCAAACCAUCCUGGCAGUGAAAGAUAUUGUGACUACUGCGGCAAAUGCAAGUCUCCCAGCCUCACUUGCCUGUGCUGGAAUAAUGGCCUGUUUUACGACGGUCAUCCAAGCAGCAGAGCAGCAUUCCCAUCUCCUGCAAGGAUUAGAAUCUGUUUCUGAGUUAAUUUGCCGAUUGCACGUAAUGGAGCGCCUUUAUCUGCACUCGGACACGAAACAGGACAUUGGCCUCCUUGAUGACCUUCGGAAAACUAUGAUUUCUUUUUACUCAAAGAUAUUGGAGUUCCAGGCCCGGGCGCUCUGCUAUUUACACAGACCCCGAGCAUACCAAUUCUGGAGAGAUGUCCUUAACCGCGACGGCUGGGCUAACCUGCUGCAAGAAUUUGAGAGAUACCAGAUCACGCUAGGUCGAACUACUUCGGUUAUUGCAGAUGCAGGAUCAAUGCAAAGACACGAAGAGCUUCAGAACAAGUACCAAGCGAUACUGGAGGCCUUACACAAUCGCGACAUAUGGACAGCUACGUCCGAUCGAGAUGAGAAGGUGAAACGAUUCCUCAACCUGCUCUACACCUGUCCCUAUAAGGACCGAAAAGACCGAAACAGCAAGCGUGUCCUUGGAACCUGUGAAUGGUUCAUAGGGCAUGAGAAAUUCCAUGCCUGGCAAGGGAGUUCAGGAAACGGCCUCUCAAGUCUACUAUGGGUGUCGGCUGAUCCAGGAUGUGGCAAGUCAGUCUUAACUCGAUAUCUCGUGGAUGAGGUUCUUGUCAGCAAUGAUAAGCGAACAGUCUGCUAUUUCUUCUUUAAAGACGACUUUACCGACCAGAAGAGCGCAACGAGCGCGCUUUCAGUCAUAUUAAGGCAGCUAUUUAUAGCGCAGCCUCACCUUUUGCACGACGCAAUACUGGAUAAAGCGGACACUGACAGUAGCAAGCUUACUCAGUCAUUCUCAGAGCUGUGGAGUAUACUCAUGUCUGUUUCGACCGAUCCAAAGGCGGAAGAAAUAAUUUGUCUCCUUGAUGCCUUAGACGAGUGCCACGACGAGGACCGGAGCCGGCUCAUCAACGCUGUCAACGACUUUUAUGCAAACACCCACAAGAAUAGCAAACUGAAGUUCUUGAUUACAAGUAGACCAUAUGAGCAUAUACGGCGUGGAUUCUCCCCUCUUAUCACAGAAUCACCCACCAUCCACUUAAGUGGUGACGACGGGAAAGAGGCUGAGCAGAUAACUCAUGAAAUAAAUCUUGUCAUCCGAAAAAGAGUGCAGGACAUCAGCAAGCAAAGAUCGCUGAUGAAGGAGGAAUGCACAAUGCUCAUAGACAGGCUUACUUCGGUUCAAAAUCGAACUUAUCUGUGGGUGAGUCUGAUAUUAGAUGUCCUCGAGAAUACCCCGGAGUUCUCAAAAGGUAAAGUCCAUCGGAUACUGAGUGACCUACCCACCACCGUUGACAGUGCCUAUGAGAGAAUCUUGGAUCGAAGUCCAGAUAUGGAAAAGGCUAAGAUAGUUCUUCAUAUUAUUACGGCAGCUAUGCGACCUCUCUCCCUGGAAGAACUGUCUCUGGCCCUAGCACUCAGCGCAGGCUAUCAAGCCCCAACAGAUAUAGUUGAUAACAUGGAGCCAACGCAUCGCUUCAAAAAGACCCUAAGAGACCUUUGCGGGCUCUUUGUGAUCAUUCUGGAUGACAAGGUCUAUCUUCUGCAUCAGACCGCGAAAGAGUUUUUGAUGACUUUCCUCAGGAAUGUAUGCUAG
Messenger RNA from Aspergillus welwitschiae, 1929 nucleotides. RefSeq lists its product as uncharacterized. The transcript has 3 exons. NCBI's taxonomy places the organism in Eukaryota, Fungi, Ascomycota, Eurotiomycetes, Eurotiales, Aspergillaceae. The record is from RefSeq and is a predicted model, not a curated record. The coding region runs from base 1 to 1929 and encodes 642 amino acids.